This is a messenger RNA of Lacerta agilis (Sand lizard), 2416 nucleotides long. Its product is annotated as myelomonocytic growth factor-like. The coding region runs from base 164 to 742 and encodes 192 amino acids. The transcript is spliced from 5 exons. Gene Ontology annotation, biological process: positive regulation of myeloid cell differentiation; immune response; positive regulation of cell population proliferation. Gene Ontology annotation, cellular component: extracellular region. Gene Ontology annotation, molecular function: growth factor activity; cytokine activity. The record is from RefSeq and is a predicted model, not a curated record. Lineage: Eukaryota; Metazoa; Chordata; Lepidosauria; Squamata; Lacertidae.
CCUCUUUGGACACAGAAGCAGCCAAGCCUCUCCUGCUCCUGGUGUGUUCCUUCCCGGCAGAAGUACAGUACAGGCAAGCCGUCAUCCGGCAUCUCGAGAGGAGGAGGAGGAAAAAAAAAGUGGGAGGAGGUCCGGAGCAAAGAGAUUCAAAGUCUUUUGAAGGAUGAGCUCAGAACGAAGUGUUAUUUUCCCCCUGAUCAGCGUUGCACUGUGGUGGUUGAUGUGCUCAGCUACACCCCUGCCAGAGACUUCCGGGUACCCAGACUCCGUCCUCGACAAUUUGGAAUUUGUGCUUAGGAUUAGGAAGGAUGUUGCUAAAAUGAAGAAUGAUCUGCGCAAAGAAUUCAGGCUUGGCAGUGACAGCGAACUGCAACUGGUGCAGGAAAUCCUGCGCAUCGAGCAAGUUGAUUAUUCCCAUUGUCGGAAAGACCUCUGUAACAAGGAAGAUUGCUUCAACCAGAUACAGGCAGGCCUCAGCACCUACCAGCACAGCCUCUCGCAUGUUGCCCAGAUACUGCCAAGUUUCUCUGAGAGAGUGACUGGCCUCCAGCUGGACCUCUCAAACCUCUCCACCAACAUCCAGCGGCAGAUACUUGAGAGUGCAGUGUCCACUGUCACCUACCCCCAGGGAGAAACCCUGGACUUGCAAAAUCAGAGAGCUAUCGGAAGCUAUCUUGUCGUCCGCAACCUUGAGAAAUUCAUGGAAGCAAUUGCCCGGGCAUUGAGGCAUUGUUAUUCAUAAUGUGAAGGGAUAGAUGAUUAAGACACCCUGGAGGUGGAAGCGCCCUGUGCAUCCUAAGGAGGAUCUAAUAGGUGAUAACAAACUGAAACAAGAGGAUGUACUUCUUCUGCCUAGACUCCUCCCAACCUACAGAAUUCCAGCCUCCUAACUUUUUAUUAUUUAUUUAUUGUAUUUAUUGUAAAGUUUUAAAAGCCGCUUGUUAUCAUGCAAAAGCAAGAAAAACAAAAGGCACAAGGAUAUUUAGAGAAAGAAGUAGCAGAACACCAUACGCAUCAUUUUUAAGGAGUCACUUUGUGCCCAGUUUGAUGUUCUGCUGCUACCAGCAGGAAGUACCGGCAACUCUUGUUAACUGAACUAAUCUUUAUCUUUUUUAUAAUCAAAAGUCAAGCACAGCCCCACGUUCUGAUGUCUCUCCAAAUUAAUUGGACAGCCUUCUCCAUGUUUGGGCAUUUAGCAUUUCUGUUUGUGCCAAACUAAAUUCCUUGGUUGUUGUUUUUUUUAAACUAGACUUUUUAAGAGACUGAUGCAGGGCAUCUUUAGCAAUUGGGUGUUGUUGCUGUUUUUAUCAUAGUGUUGACUUGAGACUCCUGCAACAACUCCAUGGGUGAACUAUUGCUAUCCUCCAGAUGUUGGACUCCAGUUCCCAUCAGCCCCAGCUAGCAUGACCAGUGCUCAGGGAUGAUGGGAACUGGAAUCAACCCAAGACAUUGGCUACUUCUGGAAUUGGCUCAUCUCAAGCAUUUUGUAGAAUUGCAAUUUUGGAUUUGAUUUUUAAUAAAAUGUACUCUUCCUGCGACGCCAACUUGACAUUUGUAUGGAAAGAUCUUGUUUGCUUUGCUGGAUUUCUAGUGAAAUAUCCUUAAGAGUCAAUUCCUACAACUGUGCGUUUUUUAAUUUAUUGUGCUUAUUUAUUUUAUUUUUUAUUUAUCGUAUCUUAAAAACAACAAAUGUUCUACAUCUUAUUUCCCCCCCCCCUCAGACCUUUGGUCAUUUCUCUGGUAUUAAGAGUAUUUAUUACUUAUUUAAUAUUUAUGCCGAUAACUGUCAGAUUAACUGUUUGAUAAGAACCUUUGUUUAUCAAAGGCAAGGGAGUUUCAGCAAGUUUUACGUGUGCAUCUUGCAACACUUACAGCCUUGCUGUGGCGCACAUGUCAAGAUGUAUGCAAUGUUAAAUCACUGUUUAAUAUUUAAACAUUAAGAGUACUGGCUAUUGGUAGUCGGACCAAACUGCAGGGGGGUGAACAACAGGAGUAUCUAGUUCCCACCUCUGGCAGUUUCCUGGGUACAUGCUGGGCUGUGCAUCUUCUUGUACUUGUUAUAGAUAAGCAACACUGAAUAUGAACCAUAAGCACACAUACCUAUUGUUGGAACAGCACCAGUAGAUAAUUCUGAAACUGCUAUGAACAGUUGCUGUAUUAUCAGUGGAUCCCGGAUUUGGCCAGAGGCUGCCAUCUAAAUUUCUCGCAAUCCUCUUGUUGGGGGGAUUGUGAGAAACUAAAAUGGCAGCUAGACUCAGCUGCCUGGUGAAUCGUGUAGUACUAGGCCAUAAAAUAAAAGUCAACACAAACAUAUGUGUGUCAGCCCCGGAAGUUGCAUGAAGCAACCUGCUUCACCCUGUUGAAUGGUAGGGCUGGUCCUGCCUUUACACCACUGAUGGGGAACCUGUGGCCAGCU